This is a messenger RNA of Cooperia oncophora, 579 nucleotides long. NCBI's taxonomy places the organism in Eukaryota, Metazoa, Nematoda, Chromadorea, Rhabditida, Trichostrongylidae. The record is from the annotation of a GenBank genome assembly.
AUGCUCAGAAAAGCCUUGGAAGACAUUCCAAAUAUCAGCGUGACAGUGGUUGAUUACAAUGGCCGUGUUCCGUUCCUCAGCCAACUCGCCUCUACUCAUAAUUCGGAUGUGUUCAUCGGAAUGCACGGCGCUGGACUCACUCAUCUUCUUUUUCUACCGGAUUGGGGUGCCAUCAUGGAAUUGUACAACUGUGAUGAUCGUAACUGCUACAAGGAUUUGGCGCGGCUUCGUGGAGUGAAAUAUUUCACUUGGGCAGCUGAGAAGGAACACCUGAUCUAUCCCGAAGACGAAGGCGCUCAUCCGCAAACGGGUGUACCGCACAAGAAGUUCACGAAUUACAGAUUUGACCCUGAUGAAUUCGUACGACAGGUCAAAACGGAACACCUGAUCUAUCCCGAAGACGAAGGCGCUCAUCCGCAAACGGGUGUACCGCACAAGAAGUUCACGAAUUACAGAUUUGACCCUGAUGAAUUCGUACGACAGGUCAAAACGAUGGUUGAAUACGUACGUCGUCAUCCUAAGUUCGUCGAGGAGAGGCGUCGAUUACGAAGAGCUCAAAGGAAGAUGGAGGAACUCUAA